CAGUGGAGGAGGUGGUAAUUGUAGCUGGCAGUAAGCUGUGGCAGUAAGUCAGUGAGUAACAAACACACACUUACAGUCACUUCACCAUCUGACCUUCACAGACACGCGACAUGUCUGGACCCAGACCGGUAGUUUUGAGUGGCCCGUCAGGAGCUGGGAAAAGCACCCUGUUGAAGAGACUCAUGAAAGAAUAUGAAGGGGUUUUUGGUUUCAGCGUCUCUCACACCACCAGAAAUCCUCGGCCGGGAGAGGAAGAUGGAAAAGAUUACCACUUUGUCACCAAAGAGAAGAUGCAAGAAGGAAUUGACAAGGACGAGUUCAUUGAGAAUGCAGAGUUUUCAGGAAAUAUGUAUGGAACCAGCAAAUCAUCCAUUGAGGAUGUCCAGGCACAAAACCUCAUCUGCAUCUUGGAUGUUGACAUACAAGGAGUGAAAAACAUCAAGAAGACCGAUCUGAACCCCAUAUACAUCUCCAUCCAACCACCUUCAAUGGAGAUCCUGGAAAAGCGUCUGAGGGACAGACAAACGGAGACAGAGGAUAGUCUACAGAAGCGACUGGAAGCAGCGAGGAUUGACAUGGAGCUCAGUAAGGAACCUGGAGUAUUUGAUAUUGUAAUCGUUAAUGAUGACCUGGAAGAAGCCUAUGAGAAACUCAAAAGUGUUCUUAUUGAGGAAAUUGAGAAGGUUCAAGAUGCCCAGAAAUAGAAAUAAAUGGCACUUUUUAUUUUUCUGCACGAUUACAGAAGACAUGAAGCCUUUUUUCCAGCCUUGGAUGGUGCAAUUAUAGUGUUGGCUCUCAUGUCAAACUUGAAAACGCUUUAACGGUUAACCAAGACAAGUGUUAUAUUCAUAAGAAUGUGAUAUAGAUCUUUUCUCUGACUGUGGGACAAAAUCUAUGUGCAUUUUAACUUAUUUCACGCACAGUAAGGACUUGUCUCUUUAACCUCUUUCAGGAGCAUAUUUGCACCUUGAAUAUUGAAGUGGGGAAACUGUGUGGUAUCCUGAUUAAACUAUAGUUUGUGUGUUAAUUCUAUAAUACAAAUAUGAUUCUUUUCAAUAUUUGUGAUCCUUAUAGACAGCAUGUUUAAAUCCCACAUAGUCAAAGGGUUUAAAUUUAUUUAAGAGAAUGAUUAGUUUGCACAUUCAUGUUUGUAAAUUCGUUGGACAAAGAAGUUUCUGGUCUAGCUGAAAUAAAAUGAAAAUAAAACCACAAUAAAGCAUU
This is a messenger RNA of Danio rerio (zebrafish), 1221 nucleotides long. NCBI's taxonomy places the organism in Eukaryota, Metazoa, Chordata, Actinopteri, Cypriniformes, Danionidae. The record is from RefSeq and is a predicted model, not a curated record.